Molecule: messenger RNA, 1213 nt
Organism: Chlorella variabilis
Lineage: Eukaryota; Viridiplantae; Chlorophyta; Trebouxiophyceae; Chlorellales; Chlorellaceae
Exons: 8
Coding region: 1-1167 (388 amino acids)
Biological process (GO): vesicle-mediated transport; intracellular protein transport; vesicle fusion
Cellular component (GO): membrane; SNARE complex; endomembrane system
Molecular function (GO): SNARE binding; SNAP receptor activity
Source: RefSeq, a predicted model, not a curated record
AUGGCCGCGCUGCGCGGCAAGCCCGGCGGCUAUGGCAGCGCGGUGGAGGUGGAGGCCCGCGGCGGGGGCGGCACCUCCAGCAGCGGCGGCGGCGCCCCGCUGGGCACCACCCGCAACCGCACCGACCUCUUCCUCAAAUACCGCCGCCAGGCGCGGGGCGGCAGCCGCCCGCUGGCACCAACAGCGGACAUAGCAGGAGAGAGCCUGGAGACGGCACGGCUCAUGGCGUCGGCACUGGGCGGCGGCCUGGACAGCGCCGAGGCGGGGCUAGCAGGCGUGGCCGCCGCGCUGCCGCCGCAGUAUGUCGAGUUCAAGGAGCAGAUCCGGCUCGAGAUGCUGGGAAUCAAGCAGAAGAUGGGCGAGCUGCGGGCGCUGCACGGCAAGGCCACGCUCAGCAGGUUUGACGACACAAACGACGACGAGGUGCAGGUGGAGGUGCUGACCCAGCAGAUCACGCGCAUGUUCCGCAAGUGCGAGGCGCGGCUGCAGCAGUUUGGCACGGAGCCCAGCGCCAGCGAGGCCGACGACAAGGUCAAGCGCAAUGUGCAGCGCACGCUGGCGGUAGAGCUGCAGCGGCUCUCCAUACAGUUCCGCAAGCAGCAGAAGGCUUACCUGAACCGGCUACGCAGCAAGGACGGCGGCGGGGGCGCCGGCGGGGGCGGCAGCGGCGGGCUCAACCUGUUGGAAGAUGGGUCCAGGGGGCGGCAGGAUGAUGACUACGACCCCGGCUUCUCAGACAUGCAGGCAUGCUGGGGCGGGGAGCAGGCAGGGCAGCGGAAGAGCAGAUCCUGCAGCUGCAGGCGCUGCUCCUGGGCGCCGGCGCCCGGCCUCAUGUGUUUCUACCCUCACCGGGCCCUCAAGGUCGACACCAUGACCAGCCUGAUUGAUGAGCGUGACCGCGAGGUGCACAACAUUGUGGCCUCCAUCAACGAGCUGGCGCAGAUCAUGAAGGACCUGAACGUGCUGGUGAUCGACCAGGGCACCAUCCUGGACCGAAUAGACUACAACAUGGAGCAGACGUCGAUGAAGGUGGAGGAGGGGGUGCGGCAGCUGGAGAAGGCGGAGCGCAAGCAGAAGCAGAGCCGCAUGGUGCUGUGCAUCAUGAUGCUGCUGGUGGCGGUGGUUGUCAUGCUGCUGCUGGUGGUCUUUAAGGCCAUAUUUCUCUGAGGGAGAAGGCUGCCCACCCUGCCACCAUGUAACGCACGCACCUGAU